CAAUAGUUUGAUUGGAAAAACCAUCACCUGUGUGUGGGAAGAUUUAGAUCCAUCCAUAAUUCCCACCCGUCAUGUUUUCAAGCAGCGUUUCAAGGAUAAUCAACGCAUCUUCAAAAGCGGCAAUAAAACGUCGAAGAUGCAUUCCUACAUCAUCACUGGCUUUGCAGGCAAUCUAUCAACAUGGUAGUUUACAACAGCCGGAAUUCGAGCACAAACAGCAGGAGCAUUUUUUCUCUACCAAAUCGAAAAUACCUUCGGUUCCGUCUGAGAACGCGUCACCGUCCUCCACAACAAAAACAGAAGAAGACCAACCGCCAUCCAUUGCAACGACCGGAAAUAUUGCCUCCCACCUAGCACCGAUUCCGACCGAACGAGAUCUUGCCAUUGUUGGUGGCGUCUUUGCGCUGACCUCUGCAAAACGCGACAAACUCGGAGAGCUCCGAAACGCCCUCGGCGAGGGCGACCUUACACUAGACGACAAGGCAACCGACGAGGAGCUGAUGGACCUGUACCUGGCGGAUGGGCUUAAGCUGAUCACGAAGUGUACGGAUGCCGCGUUAGAUCUCUCGGGCACGAAGGAUGAAAUGAAACUCCUGAGCGACUUUUCUGCCUGGCUCGACAGCCAGCACGAUCCUUCCGAAGACGACGAACUUUCUCGGACGGCAAUGGAGAUCAAGCUUGAGCUCAUAUCGGCUAAACUCGACAACCUGCUCGGCGAGGUUCCAGCGGACACCUGCCUAAGGCACGUACGCGACUUUCUCGAUCCUGAAACGAUCCCCGAGGAGCUUGGGGAGGCCGGCGAGGACGAGAACCUUCUCUGCUCACUCGGCGGCGCAGAGAGCGACGCCCUGGACGUGGGAUCCCCCUUCUUUCGGAACGCGGUAGCCCGCUACCGCCUGCUGCUCACCAAGGCCACCGUGGACAAGGUGUCUGCGUCCUGGGAUGUGCUCACGACGGUGUCGGACGGCGAUAUCGAUCGCGCGGCCUCCGAGGGAAUCGCACUGGUGCCGGAACUCGAGACGGUGUCGAUAUCGGGAGUCCUCGGGUUCCUUCAAAAAACCGCCACUGGGAGCUGUUCCGAGCGCAUCACAGCGGCAUGGAACCUCAUGGACCGGGACCGGGACGGCUCCCUGGACGAGGCCGAGAUGAACCACGUGGUGCACCUCUGCCUCGGCAUCGAAACGGACGCCCUCCAGGUCCUCUUCAGGGAGGCCGUCGACGCCUUUCCGGUCCGUGCCCCCCUGUCGGCAAUCGGAGCGGGCAACGAAAAGGACGGCGGUGACGGCGACGUCGACAAUGCGGGCGCGGUGGGCCGCCAGGGAUGGAAGGCCAGGAGAAGGGAGAAAAAGACCAGAAAGACGCUGGCCAAGAUGUUCGAGCGCGCGUGCCAGCGGCACUUUGACCGCGAGCUCGAGAUCGACCACCGGCUGCGGUGCGUUUAUGCGUGGGCCAACAAGGCCGACCAGGGCAACCAGCUGAAGUCCGUCCUGGUCGACGAACAAGCCGGCUGGAGCGGGCGCAAGCGGUACGUGGAGCUCUCGCCCAAGAUUUCCGAGGCCGAGUUCCGGGAGGUCCAGGAGAUCCACUUCAGGCACCUGGACAAGCUGGGAACGGAGCUCGUGACGAGCUUUCGCGAGGACCUCUGGGUGCUGCAGGGAAAGGGGCGGGAGCGCAAGGACCUGGUCAAGAAUAGCUUCCUCUUUCUGGGCGCGGUGAGCGCAAUCGAUACCGCGAUUCUCUUGCUGUAAGCACUCGUCGGAUCGGAUUGCUCUAGAACGACUUUCACUGGAAGGGGUAAAGUCUGCUAGUAGUACUAGUAGCAAUGGAAUCUUCUAGUAUAGUAUAAGUAAUGAUACACG
Messenger RNA from Pseudo-nitzschia multistriata, 1859 nucleotides. NCBI's taxonomy places the organism in Eukaryota, Bacillariophyta, Bacillariophyceae, Bacillariales, Bacillariaceae. The record is from the annotation of a GenBank genome assembly.